AUGAGUUCCAUUGAAUCUUCUAAAAGUAAUCAAGCUAAUUUGGUUAAUCCUGAUCACACAAGAAUUGGUGGUAAUACAGUCCGUGUGUUACGAAGUGCAAUGAAAAAUCAAGAUAGUAACUCUUCAAAUGUUAGAGGGAAUAUCAAUAGUGGUAAUCCAAUUGUGUCUUCCCCAUUGUUAAAUUCAACCCCUCCUGUUGUUUCCAAAGCUAUGGUUCAACUAUAUCCUUAUUUAAUUGUCGCUGAUGAAAUCUUAAAUUUAUUAAGUUGGUCGAGCGAAAAUAUUUGGUCUAGUAUUUUGUUAGUAUUGUGGUAUAUUGCUAUAAUUACAUAUUUCGAUACGUUAUCCAGAUAUUUUGGUCACUUAAUCAUUGUAGGCGGGUUUGUAAUGUAUUCCAAAUUAGACAAAUAUGUGAGCUCCGAAAUGAUUUCUAAACCAAGCUUAGAUGAUAUGAUUCUAAUUAUGAACAAAGUAACUUAUAAAUUGGAUUUAGUUAUGGCACCGGUGACUAAUCUUAGCAAUGAAGAUAUUAAAAAAUUAUUAACUACGACUAUUUUCCUAUCUCCAUUCUAUAUUUUUAUAACGCUAAUUUUAUUACCACCAAAAAAAUUACUAUUAGCUGGAGGUAUAUUUAUUUUAACAUACCAUUCUCCAUGGUCAAAAGUUACUAGAAAAUUAUUGUGGAGAUUUAAAUUUAUAAGAUUGAUGGUGUUUUAUAUUACAGGCCUAGAUUUGAGAAGUAGUAUAAGUAAGAGACAAGGUAUUCUCGCUAGCGUUCAAAAGAAAGUUCAAAUGAUUACAAGUAUGACAAAUGAGGGUACAGAUUUGACUACUAACGAAAAAGUUGAUAACGGACCAAUUAGAUUCACCUAUGUCUUAUUUGAAAAUCAAAGACGCUGGAUUGGUGUUGGCUGGACUUCCAGUAUGUUGAGUUACGAAAGAAGUUCCUGGACUGAUGAAUUUUUAAAUGAGGCACCAUCCCCAGAUAAUUUCAAAUUACCUGAAGAUGAUACCAAUGGUGGUUUAAUGUGGAAAUGGAUAGAUAGAUCAUGGAGAUUAGAUAUGACUAAUGACGGUGCAAUCCAACUUCCUAGUACAAAACCAAAGACAAUGACAGAACCAAAUGUUGAUGAUGGAUUUAUUUUUUACGAUAAUGCCUGGAAGAAACCUUCUACUCAAGACUCAUUUGGGAAAUACACUAGAAGAAGAAGAUGGAUUAGAACUGCUGAAUUACUACGUAUUGUACCAGAAGAUAAGAAGAAAAUAGAAGAGGUUAAAACUAAAAAUUCUGGUGCUUCUAAGAAUGUUACUAAUGGAAGUGUUUCUAACAUUAGCAAUAAUAAUAAUAAUAAUAAUAAUAAUAACAAUAAUUUGAACAUCUCAAGCACGCCAAGUAAUGUUCAUCCUGGUCUUCCAAGGAAGGUUUCCUUUAGUGCUACCAAUAAUGUACGCAUUAUACCAAAUUCUGCUGAUCUCGAUGAUAUACCAACGUCUGAUAACAUGGAAGAAACUGACCGACUUCUUGGAGGUAACGAUGAUGAAACAGAUAAAAAGCUAAGGUAA
Henningerozyma blattae CBS 6284 is the source of this 1563-nucleotide messenger RNA. Its product is annotated as PEX28-32 family peroxisomal membrane protein. The record is from RefSeq and is a predicted model, not a curated record. Gene Ontology annotation, cellular component: peroxisomal membrane. The transcript has a single exon. Lineage: Eukaryota; Fungi; Ascomycota; Saccharomycetes; Saccharomycetales; Saccharomycetaceae. The coding region runs from base 1 to 1563 and encodes 520 amino acids. Gene Ontology annotation, biological process: peroxisome organization.